Molecule: messenger RNA, 1336 nt
Organism: Mytilus trossulus (common blue mussel)
Lineage: Eukaryota; Metazoa; Mollusca; Bivalvia; Mytilida; Mytilidae
Exons: 7
Coding region: 266-1177 (303 amino acids)
Source: RefSeq, a predicted model, not a curated record
GGUUAAUAAACAUUAUCCAGUCGUCUAAUAAUUUGAUAUGAUUUUAAAAGAUCUCAUAUUUCGUGUAGACUCGUUAGGUUUGCACUUCUCGUAGCUUUGUAAUACCGACAAGGGAUACACGUGAACAUAUUAAAAAGCAACAGAAGACAACCACGCAAUUACAAGACUUCUGACCUGGGACAGACAUAUACAAAACGUGGCGGGGCAAACUGUUUGAAUGCGUUUAUCCUCCUCUUAACCAGCAGUUUGGUAAACAACAUCAAUUAUGUCUACAAAGUAUUCGGUGCUGUUUUUCUUCUUAGCUCUGGCGAAUGAGAAGUACUUUGCAUUUAUACAGUUCCGAAGUUUGACAGAUAAAUCACAUUGCUCUAAACCGUUACGGACGAUUUUUCUACGAAAUGAGUCAGACGAAGCCGUGAUAACAUGGCAAGGAGGUAUAAUCGAAGAUUGCAGUAUAAGUGUAAGGCCUCACAAGGAAACUAAUAUCGAGCAAAUGUGUCUUGCAAUAUAUAUAAACAAUAUUCCAUGCGACAAAAAUGUAACCUUAAAAUUUAUAAACAGGCCUGUAGGAGAUGACGCUGUCAAGACUUAUCUGGUAGGGUGUAAUGUGAAACCAGUGGAUUGUUUGCCUUUCAAGUCACUUGUAAUCAUUAACGUUGAUGCACCUUACGAAAUUGCAACGUAUAACGAUUUUUUUCGAUUGAGGCUGGAAAUAGUUGUCUAUUUACUUCCUACAAUUGGAAACGACGUUUCCCAGAGAGACCCAACAACUGAAACUCUUGGCACAACUAAUGGAGUCUGUCAAUUACCCGUGGACUCACCUGGUAUAGCUUUGUUGUCAUUAGAAUACUGCUAUAAAUGUUCACCAUUAGCUGAAUGUUUACGUGCAUAUAUGUGGAAUGUUAAGAAUGGCUUCGACGGUACACAAAGACAUGACAACCGUGGUCAUCAUGAAUCGCAUACUACAGACUCUAAACUAGAUGUGAAUAGUAUCAUUGCAAUCAUUGGAGGUGUUGUUACAAGCUUAUUCAUACCUAUUAUUCUGCUAGUUGUUAGGAGAAAAAUGCAAACUGCAAGAACCGAAACUGUAAUAGCUAGUAAUCCAGAUAAGGAAGACCAAGAAAAGCAAAACAAUAGACAAUCAUUAAUAAGCGAAGAAUCGUUUCAAACAAUUUGAACCAACUGUGAUCAUCACAAAAAUGUACGAUCGUUAAUCUUUGUGUUCAAAACUAUUUAUCUAUGGAUUGCAGAUAAUAUUAGUAUGAUCUAUUUUUUUAUUUACAUAUGAAAGGUUAUUUACCAAAUGCAAUUCAUUUUCAUGUUGCAUUAUGCUAUA